Messenger RNA from Pan troglodytes (chimpanzee), 828 nucleotides. RefSeq names its product putative GED domain-containing protein DNM1P46. Bases 418 to 816 code for a protein of 132 amino acids. The record is from RefSeq and is a predicted model, not a curated record. The transcript has 2 exons. Gene Ontology annotation, molecular function: GTP binding; GTPase activity. NCBI's taxonomy places the organism in Eukaryota, Metazoa, Chordata, Mammalia, Primates, Hominidae.
UACCCAGAUUGAACCUUGAUGAAAGCCAAAACUUGAACAGACCAAUAACAAAUAAUGGGAUGAAAGUGGUAGUAAAAAUCUCCCAGCAAAGAAAAGCCUGGGACCUGAUGAUUCACUGCUGAAUUCUAGCGAACAUUUAAAGAAGAACUAAUACCCACCUUACCCAAACAAUUCCAAAAACAGAGAAGGAGGGAAUACUUCCAAACUCUUUCUACAAGGCUAGUAUCACCCUGAUACCAAAACCAAAGAUACAUCCAAAAAAGAAAACUACAGGCCAAUAUCACUGAUGAAUAUUGAUGCAAAAAUCCUCAACAAAAUAUGAGCUAACUGAAUUCCACAACACAUUAAAGUUGGGGUGCAGUGUCCCAGGUUCACUCAACGCUUCCCGUUUUCCUCUCUGUGUGUGUCUCCUUUGCCAUGUUCCCUGGUGGCGGCGGCGGUGGCAGUGUUGGUGCAUGGGCCUCCCAGGACAAGGGGAAAGACAGCAAGGCCGAGGAGAAUGGCUCUGACAGCUUCAUGCACUCCAGGGACCCACAGCUGGAGCAGCAAAUGGAAACCACGCAGAACCUGGUGGACUCCUACGCGGCCAUCGUCAACAAGACCGUGUGGGACCUCAUGGUUGGUGUCACGCCCAAGACCAUCAUGCACGUCGUGAUCAACAACAGGCAUGCACCGCCUCAUGGGAGCAGGGGGCUCCUGUGGCAUUGGGGAUGCAGGUUGGCCAUGUUGGCCAGGGGGAGAUGCUGGCCAGCCCUAUGGGACCAGGUCCAGGGAGGGAGGCACGGUCCAGACCAGAUCUGUCUCAUAGAAAUAUAACGUGGUACUGAG